Prunus dulcis (almond) is the source of this 930-nucleotide messenger RNA. RefSeq names its product elicitor-responsive protein 3-like. The record is from RefSeq and is a predicted model, not a curated record. Bases 97 to 624 code for a protein of 175 amino acids. The transcript is spliced from 5 exons. Lineage: Eukaryota; Viridiplantae; Streptophyta; Magnoliopsida; Rosales; Rosaceae.
GAUUUCUUCUUCAUAAGUCGUUUCAGCUCAGAAAACUGCAACUUGUUAACUGUUCUCUCUCUUUUCUGUGGAUUUCAAUUUUCAUCCGAUCCAAACAUGCCUCUGGGAACGCUUGAAGUUCUUCUUGUUGAUGCCAAAGGCCUCGACAACAAUGAUUUUCUGGCUGACAUGGAUCCCUAUGUCCUUUUGACUCUAAGGACCCAAGAGAAGAAAAGCAAUGUGGUCUCAGGGCAAGGAUCUGCACCAGAAUGGAAUGAAACCUUUGUAUUUACAGUCUCUGAUGAUGUCUGCGAACUUCAUUUGAAAAUAAUGGAAAAGGAUAAUUUCAGCGCAGACGAUUUUGUUGGAGAAGCAACCAUUUCAUUAGAGCCCAUUUUCACUGAAGGUAGCAUUCCACCAACUGCAUAUAAUGUUGUCAAUCAGGACAAAGAAUACCGUGGAGAGAUUAAAGUUGGACUCAGAUUCACUCCUGAGCCUGAGCAAAACGACGGUGCAUCUGGGGAAUAUGGAAGAAACGACGGUCCAUCUGGGGGAUAUGGAAGAAACGACGGUCCAUCUGGGGAAUAUGGUGGUUCCGAGGAGGGCUAUGGUGGAUGGAAACAAUCAUCUUAUGCUGAGGAGUAGGCUAAUUUGGAUCGGAAGAAUCAUCUUACCCGGAAUGACCUUGUGAUUUACAGUGUAAUGUAUGAUGUUCAUUUAGCUGCCUGGUGUUGGCUUGAGAAAAGAGGAGCUUCAGUCAUGUCAGAGGUUUCUUUUUGGUGUGCUUUUGUGUGCAUCAACUUGUUUGAUGAUUGAAAUAAUCAGUCAAGUUUACUGUUUCUGAUUGCUUUGUAUUUGCUUAACCUCAUAAUUAUCCCCAAUCUAUAAAGUAGGGUAAUGUAUCAUCUGGUUCAAUCUAAUCUAAAAAUAAAACCAUGUUGGUUUGCUUUA